AAAACCUCUACCGCUGGGGUUUCUCGUUUCCCCCAAUGUCAUCUCGUCUUUCUUAACUGGUUUAUGCGUUUUGGAUUGAAUUUUUUGGGGUUUGGGUUUUUCUCUUCUUGUUUUGAUUUGGUGUUUUGUUGGUAAUCCAAAAAGAAAGAUAGUAUUUUUAUAGAGUUAUAGAAGGAAAAAGGUUUAAGCUUUUUGUAGUUGAAGAUGCAGAACAUUAGGAGGUCUGUAAUAUCUAGUAAGAGCAUAUGGCGUGGUUCCUUCAGAUCAUUUGUGGAAUGUAAGCCUUUUUCGAAUGAUUUUACUUCAGCUUCUAAAAGGUCUCCGGUGGAUCGGAAUUCUAGUUUUGCAAGACAGUAUGUGACAGGUGCCAAUAAUAUAUCAAAGAGUGUACUUGGAGCUAAUGGCAUUUCUCUUCUAAGUAGAGGACAGUGCGGCGGAGAUUGUAUAGUUAAGUUUCAAGCUUCGGUCCAUCACAUAGAAAAUUGUGGAUUGAAGCUCAUGUCUCCUUACUUUGCUAGAUUCUUUGCAUCAAGAACUUCAAAGCAAUCGAAAGAAGUAUCUGAGACUAGAAAAGAAUUGUCUAAUGUUGAGGAUCCGUUUGAUGCUCCUACAUACAAUAUCCCAGAAAAGCCUGUGACAUUUACAGAGGGCGCUAGCUACAGUCUCAUAAUCCUUGUUGGGCUUGGGAUUGCAGCUGCUGCAGGAUAUGCUGUCUUCAAGGAGUUGAUAUUUCAACCAAGAGAGUAUAAGAUAUUCAACCAGGCCCUGGAAAGGAUUCAGAACGAAAGCCAGGUUAGGGUGAGGAUUGGACAUCCUAUUACUGGCUAUGGUCAAGAAACUAGAAAUCGUGCUGCUCGCCAACGUAUUCCGAACAGGAUAUACACGGACGAAAAUGGCAUAGAACAUGUGGAGGUUAAUUUCUAUAUCCGUGGGCCCCAUGGAGCCGGGAAAGUUUUUGCCGAGAUGUUCAAGGACAAAACCGACAACAAAUGGAAGUAUACCUACUUGAUUGUUUGUGAAUGUCACAAAGUGACCAAUGGCGAAGGAGUAGCAUCGAGGACAAGGUUGUCGCCGGAGGAAAUCAAACAAUGA
This is a messenger RNA of Hibiscus syriacus, 1092 nucleotides long. Its product is annotated as probable mitochondrial import inner membrane translocase subunit TIM21. Gene Ontology annotation, cellular component: TIM23 mitochondrial import inner membrane translocase complex. Gene Ontology annotation, biological process: protein import into mitochondrial matrix. The record is from RefSeq and is a predicted model, not a curated record. Lineage: Eukaryota; Viridiplantae; Streptophyta; Magnoliopsida; Malvales; Malvaceae. The transcript is spliced from 8 exons. The coding region runs from base 205 to 1092 and encodes 295 amino acids.